AUGGUGCGCCGUGCCGCGCGCCGCGAGCUGUGGUUGGCAACCCUGCUGGUGGCGGCCGCCGGCGCGCUCGCGUCGCUGCGAGACAGCGAGGAACUGCGGCAGCGAGUGCUUCAAGGGUUGGGACUGGGCCGGCUGCCUGACCCCGCCAAGAUGAACAUCAGCCAGGAGGAGUACGGGAGGAUGCACCGUGUGUACCUGCAGAGGGUGGCCGACAGCAGAGGCCCGCAGAGCCAAGAAGUGCAGCAGUUCUACACGAUGGCGCACACAGGAGCGGCGGAGCCUGCACAGCCGCUGCGCGCGGGCGCCUCCUUGUGGCUGUACUACCGCCUGGACGGCGUGCUGCCGAGGGGGGCGGAGGUCGACCAGGCGGUGCUGAGGGCGCUGGUGUCGACCACCGGGUGUCGCGCCGCCCACGUGGGCGCCUACCAACUGCUGGGCCGCGAGGAGAGACGCCUGCUGGAGCGGCGGCCCGUGUCCUGGGCGCCCACCUGGACGGAGCUGGACGUGACUGCGGCGGUGCGCGCCUGGGCCCGCAGCAACGCCUCGAACCUGGGGCUGGAGCUGGCGGGCGAGCGCUGCGGGGUGGUUGUAGCGGCCCCGGGUAUCGUGCUGAACGUGCUGGCCGGAGACCCUCUCCGCGCCACCCGGGUGUCGCGCUCCGCCGCUCCCCCGGGUGCGGCCCAGCGCGGCGGCUGCCGCAAGGACCAGCGCUGCUGCCGCCACUCCAUGGAGGUGGUGUUCAAGGAGCUCAAGGGCUUCGACUUCAUCGUGCAGCCCAAGAAGUUCGACGCCGGCUUCUGCAAGGGCCGGUGCCCGCCGAGCUUCAACCCGGCGCACCACCACGCGCUCAUACAGUCGCUCAUCUGGAAGAAGAACCGGCAGCGCGCGCCCAAGCUGUGCUGCGCCCCUUACGAAUUGUCCGACCUCGAAAUCCUGCAUCGCGACGAGCACGACGGCUCCAAGCUCAAAGUGACCAAAUGGGAAGGGAUGAGUGUCAUCGAUUGCAAGUGCUCUUAAAUCUCCUUUCGGCUAGUCUUGCUCCGACUGAUGUGUUUGCCAAAUGAACGCUGCCGCGCCGCCUGUGUGCGGCGGAUAGUUUUUGAAACAUGCGUUAACUAUUUCUUCGAUUCCUCCAAAGAUUUAGAUGAUUAAUGUACAGUAUUUAAUCCAAAGUUUAGUUGAGCGAGCGUGGUGAAUUUUUUUUUUUUAACGAUGACGACGAACUGUCGAUUAAAAUUACGGGUUCAGUGGAAAUUAUUCAAUGGAAUUUAAGGUGUUAGAAAUAGUGCUUAUUUAGAGAAAGCUCUGUGCAUUAACUUUGCGGUUUCUAAAGACUUGCCACAGAGUUCACCUUACUAAGCGACACUACGUGUUCUAGCAAUAACCUGACUGUGAUAUUACUGUUUGUCUAAAGUUGAUUGUAGUUCAAUUGUAGAGGUGUAGUAUUUAUGUCAUAGCAUUCGCUUAAACGUUAUUUAUAAUAUGUUUAAAUAAAGUGAAUUUUAUUUGUCGAUAGUAAUAACGAUUCUGCGAAAAAUUGUGUUUUUCAAAAUCGAAUAGUAAGCUUUCGAAUUUAAGCUUCAUAGAAUAAAUUUGGAGCAAGCAGAUAUAUCCUACAAGUUUAGAUAUACACAAUUUGAACAAUUUUAGUGUUAUUUAUCCUAAUAUUUUGACUGAUUGCAAGUAAUUUUUUAUGAGAA
Bacillus rossius redtenbacheri is the source of this 1700-nucleotide messenger RNA. It is a transcript of the gene mav, whose product is annotated as bone morphogenetic protein 4. Lineage: Eukaryota; Metazoa; Arthropoda; Insecta; Phasmatodea; Bacillidae. The coding region runs from base 1 to 1017 and encodes 338 amino acids. The record is from RefSeq and is a predicted model, not a curated record. Gene Ontology annotation, cellular component: extracellular region. Gene Ontology annotation, molecular function: growth factor activity; cytokine activity. The transcript is spliced from 3 exons.